Molecule: messenger RNA, 969 nt
Organism: Prosopis cineraria
Lineage: Eukaryota; Viridiplantae; Streptophyta; Magnoliopsida; Fabales; Fabaceae
Exons: 2
Coding region: 278-616 (112 amino acids)
Source: RefSeq, a predicted model, not a curated record
CGCUUGACGUGUAAGUCUGAUCAAUAAAUUCUAGGGGAAGAGCCCAGGUCCGCAACGUUCAUCGAUAUCCACUUCGGAGUCCACAGUUCUGGACCUCGUCAAGAUUCUUCAUUUUCAUCGUCUUCCUAAUCUACUACUGAAUUCAAGAGUACCUAAAGCCUCUGCAAUUCAGUCCCUUAAAUUUCAUAACCAUCUGAAUCUUUUAGCUUCAUUUCUAACUGGGGUUUUGUUUUUCCCAAUCAAAUCAAGUGGGUCCGCUUAUGAGACUCUGGAAGCCAUGAAUUUUAGAAGCUUGGAAGAUUUCUGGGCUUUCUACAUGAACCAACAUUCGAAGCCAUCCACAAGGCGUUGGCACUUUGUGGGCACACUCUUCAGUAUCAUCUUCUUUCUCUGCUCUAUUUUAUUUAGCUGGUGGUUCCUAGUUUUUGUACCUCUCUCUGGGUAUGGAUGUGCUUGGUACAGUCAUUUCUUCGUCGAAGGGAAUGUUCCGGCGACUUUUGGACAUCCAUUUUGGUCACUUCUUUGUGAUUUCAAGAUGUUUGGGUUAAUGCUUACAGGUGGAAUGGAUAGAGAGAUCAAAAGACUUGGGAAAAGACCUGUUCUGCAAGUGUUCUGAUUUCCAUGUUUGUGAAUUAAUGACUUGAGAUGUCAAGACCAAAACCAGUAUGAGAAAGAUGGAAGUUCAAAUGCAUGUUACAGUGUUUGAAUGGGGAAGACAAGUGCUUCGUGGUUGGCCAUCAAUCUUUUCAAAAUCAAAAUCAUUCUGAGUGUCAAGCCUACUAGACAACAAUCAAGUUGACUUCACAUAUGUGGGAGACUGUAAUUAUUUUUAGUGAUAUCAUGGUAUUCUAUAGUUUUUAUGUCCAUUGAAACGUUAGUUGCUACUUGCUAGCCAUUGUUGAGUCCUUAGUCAAUAAAUACUUUACUCUGUACUGAUCUGAGAUUCUCAGCAAUACUUUUCCUGUCUAA